UCGCUGAGCCCAGAGACGCCGAGGAUCCUCGACAGGAUGGACGACAGCGAGACUUACAUGAUAAUGCAGCGCGUAAACUCCGACUCAAGGUCUCCAUCGAGAACUGAACCUGAUGUGCUGUACGCGGAUGUAAAUUUCAAGACCCUCUCGGCAACCCGAGUCCGGACUGAUCGAGACGGACUGAACUCUACCUACUCCAUGCUGAACUUUCGGAAAAAGAAACCCCGUAUCGAUGAGGACGAAGAUCCGCCCAUUUCCUCGGGACCCGGCGGGCUGUCAACCAGCGCACCAACAGCUGCGGUAGAACAGGAGUCGAAAGUGAAGAUCGGAAAUAGACCGUACCGUCUGAUCUGCCUCCUCUGCCUAGUUACAUCCGCCCUCAUCGUGACUGUGGCCAGUCUCUCGAUCUAUGUGUCUCAGGUUCGUCAGUCUAAGAUCACCUCCGACCGAAACUACAAUGAGUUAAACUCAACCCUUCAAUCCAAGCUUUCUGCGCUCAACUCUAAUCUGUCCGUUCUUCGUCACCAGUUCACUGAGAUGGAGACGAAGAAAUUCGCUUCGAAUGUCCUGUACCGGAUGACGGGAUCAGACCCCGAGUGCGGUGUAUGUACACAUGACUCUGAGCGUAAACCUUGCGAUCAGGUUCAUACAGGCUUCAUCUGUGAGAAGUCCGGAUAUUUGUUUCCGGAUAUUUAUGAAAUGAUAAAGGAUCUCUGUCGGCAACCAGUGGGACCGACUUGA
Hypanus sabinus (Atlantic stingray) is the source of this 741-nucleotide messenger RNA. RefSeq lists its product as uncharacterized. The record is from RefSeq and is a predicted model, not a curated record. Lineage: Eukaryota; Metazoa; Chordata; Chondrichthyes; Myliobatiformes; Dasyatidae. The transcript has 6 exons. The coding region runs from base 37 to 741 and encodes 234 amino acids.